UCCACCACGUUAUAUGGGAGUUAUAGGGCCCUGGACGAGAGGAUCUGGAGUAUCACUGGCCUUCCGCUUACUUACGAUAUGUGGGAGUACUUUGUGUGCUGGCAUUCGGCUGAGAUCAGCUGCAACUUCACUCAUAAGUCUGUGGGCUCAGGUAUUCGGUAAUGUACUCUCUACCAUUGGAAUUUCAAGCUCUUAUUUAGUAUGUGUGAACACCUCUGGGAACCUCUAGCUGAAGUCCAUCUUGGCUUGAGUGGUCAUACGACAGAGGAAAACAUAUAUUGCUUGUGCAGUCGAGUGUUCAUACGUAAUGGUGAACCACUUAAUGGGGGUAUGUGUGAGAAGGCAGAUUGCAAUGAUGAAGAAUCCCAUGUAUAUUUAGAAUCGGAUCAUUUUGAAAGGUUGAACUACCAUGUACACAAUUCGGUCCCUGAGUCACAUUCUAUUAAACACAUCAGCAAGCAUGAUGAGGAAUCUGUUAGCUGUUAUUGCAGUGCUUCCCACACUGAUAACAAUUAUUCAACAGAUGAACAUGACAGUAUAAGAGAAGGACCAGGUUCAUCAGUUAUUGCUGUGAGAGGUGGUCUUCACUUGAGUGACAGUGGGGCUGACCUCUCGGAAUGUGGAGGAGAUGCCACACAUCAUGGUUGUCGACAUGUUCAUAGUGAUGUAAUUGAUCAUUCAGGUCUACAAGAUUCCUCACCCUCUUUGCAUAUUGGCCAUCAUGAUGUGUAUGAAGAACCUCAACCAAAAGAUGAGGAAUCCUACGAAGACACUGUACAGUCGAACUGGGAGAGAUUUUGGGCCAAUAAUGGUGAAAGGCUUAUUUGGCAAAGUUGGAUUGCUAAGUAUGGAGAAUACAUCAAUCCAGAUUAUUUGGACCGACAAGAAUCAGAAGUGGUAUCUCCAAAAUCAGGAGAUAACGGUGAAGGUACUGGAUUGGAAGGCAAUGCUAGUACCUCAAAUGUAAUUAGUUGCAUGAAGGAUGAUAAUGCAGUGUCUUGUGCUAAGGAUUGUGUGGAAGACAAUAUCAGUGAAGGUGACAAUCAGCCAGAAAGUUGUGUUGUAGAAAGACAUUUCAGUUGUGUGUCUGGGUGUGGUUCUGCUCAAGAUAGUGCUUCGGGUUCUGUAGGGAAAGCUGCGUGCUCAUCUCCAGAUGAUUGGCAGUCAUUGACACCAUUUUCUACGGACGAGUCGUCAAGUGAUGGAUCUGAGUACCAUGUGGCUGGAAGUCGUUGUGAUUCUAUGAACAGUAGCAUUGCAAAUAUGACCAUGACUACUGAUUCGAUGACCAACGUGACCAGAAUCACAGUCUCCUCUUUAGAUUUCAAUUGUGACACUGAAGACUCUGUCAGAAGUGGGUCUUUAUUGUCCUCUGAAGAAGGUUCAGGUUCAAGUGGAGAAGCAGUACUUUCAGAAGUAGAUUUGUAUUGGCAAGAACUUUGGAAACAACACUUCCAAGAACAAUACCAGUCACAGUACAUAGCUUUUACCUCGGCACAGUUUUUGGAAGCAGAAAGUGGUGACAAAGCUUCUGUUCACAAGACAGAACACGAAGAUGCAUUUCCAUUGCAAUGUGAGUCAAGGGACUGUGCAGAGACCAACCGUUUAGAGAGCAUAGGACUUCUGCAUCCAGUAGAGAGUGCAUGGACAGUUAGGAAAAUUUCUCAGGAAAAGGAGGAGAGAAUAGAGGACAUUUCUGCCAGAGAAACCAGACAGUCUUUAACAAUGGCGGGGCACUGUUGUGAGGAAGUGGAACGUCAUUCAGAAGAGAACCGCUGUAGUAAUUUGCACACCACAGCCAAUGCCCAGCGAUUACGCAAGUCACGUGCACUUGCGGUAGGACGUAGCCGUUUACGUCAACGUCGCAAAGACAGGCGAUUAAUGGAUUCGGUAGGUUACCUCCUACAGAACAUGAGCGUUUUCGAUAAUGCUGCAGAACCUUCAGAUCCAGUUGAGGAGAAAGAUGACCACAGUGGAAGUGAAGACAAAAGUCACCCAGCAGCUGACAGUAGUCAACAACCACAAUCUCAUGCAUCACAGCAUCCUUCAACUCCAACAGGGACUUGCUCAAAUGUUCCAAGUAGUGGACUUGGAAACGAUGAUGGAGAUGAUGAUGAGCCUCCUGAAGAGAAACCAAUCACACUUAAGAGAAGCCAUGAAAGUGAUUCUGAUGAGUCUAGCCUGGAUCGCGUUAAGGGAGCUUUCUCCUUAAUGGGCUAUGCAUUUUCUCCUUCUUCCCAUAAUCGGCAUGCAAGUGCUCCUCGUUUCCACCAGGGCUCUGUGUUUUACCGCAAGAAAAACAUACGUCUGCAAAACAGACAUCUCAGGAUGAAUAUGUACAAAGGUGCUGGUGAAAACAUGUCUACCAGAAAUGCAGCAUUAGAUAAGAAAGAUGGAAAGUCAGAGUUCCCCAUUUGGGAUGAUCUGAUCUUGCUACAGGUGAAGCAAUUCCUUGAAGUAUCAGGCAGCAAUUCCGGUCCAAUGGGUGGCCACUCCAGUUCUGAUGAGGAUGAAGAAGGUGCUGUGUCCCCUGGUAGACGUCCUGUAGCUCUGUCCGAUUGUCAGACACGCUCUCCCCGAGCUUCUGCAAUAUCUGGAGGAGAAAUGGAGAACAUGCCAUGUGGCGAGGAGGCAUUAAGUGACAGUGAAGGGCGCACAAAUGACACACGAAAAGCCCAACAAAAGAAGAAGCGCAAGAAAAAUAAGCGAAUGUCAAAGAUGCCAGAGGAAAUAGCUGCUAACCCAGGGCUAGUAAAGUAUUGGUUGCGCCGCUACCAGUUGUUUUCUCGCUUUGAUGAGGGUGUACGUCUGGACUAUGAGAGUUGGUUCUCAGUGACACCUGAGAAAGUAGCUGAACAUAUUGCCGAGCGCUGUCAGUGUGAUGUCAUAGUUGAUGCUUUUUGUGGUUCAGGGGGAAAUACAAUUCAAUUUGCCUUCACAUGUGAAAGAGUGAUUGCUAUUGACAUUGAUCCAGCUAAAGUAGCGCUAGCACAACAUAAUGCAAGAAUCUAUGGAGUGGCAGAUCGUAUUGAAUUUGUAGUGGGGGAUUUCCUACAGUUGGCGCCAUAUCUACGUGCAGAUGUAGUUUUCUUAAGCCCACCAUGGGGUGGGCCCCGCUAUCUGGCAGUUGAAGCGUACAAUAUUGAUUCCCUGUUGGAGCCAAUUGGUGGUACUCGUUUGUUCCGUGAAUCCCAGAGGAUCUCAGAAAAUAUUGCACUUUAUGUGCCACGUAAUGUUAACACAGAUCAGUUGGUGAUGCUGGCUGGUCCUGGAGGGCAGGUGGAGAUUGAACAGAACUUCCUCGACAAGAAGCUAGUGGCUGUCACGGCAUAUUUUGGAGAACUAAUCCACGAAUGAGUGUGCACAAUAGCUGCGUCAACUACUUGGAUCUCCUGCCUUCCAACAGCAGUCUUGUUCACAAACCUCUGCUCCUGGGCUGCCAAAAAAGGCUUUUUAGUUUGGUGUUUUCAUACUGCAUAUUGAGGAUGGGGUUUGUUUUUUUAUACUGAGUUUUCUAUUUGGAUGUAAGGACCGAUGCACAUGCCAAGGGCCCUGUGACCUGAGCAUGCCGUUGACUGACAGUAUCAGUGCUGGCCACUGAUCUGACAGAGGUACGAUGCCUGCAGCAGGCCACGGGGGACUACUUUUUCUCCUCCCCAUGUUCCAUUUUAAUAUGAUUUGAAGUGAACUGCAUUUAGCUUUGUGACGAUUCUAAUAAAGGAGACUGAUGAGAGUCCA
Gryllus bimaculatus (two-spotted cricket) is the source of this 3738-nucleotide messenger RNA. The record is from the annotation of a GenBank genome assembly. Lineage: Eukaryota; Metazoa; Arthropoda; Insecta; Orthoptera; Gryllidae.